This is a messenger RNA of Strongyloides ratti, 1074 nucleotides long. Its product is annotated as UDP-GlcNAc:betaGal beta-1,3-N-acetylglucosaminyltransferase-like protein 1. The record is from RefSeq and is a predicted model, not a curated record. The transcript has 6 exons. NCBI's taxonomy places the organism in Eukaryota, Metazoa, Nematoda, Chromadorea, Rhabditida, Strongyloididae. Bases 1 to 1074 code for a protein of 357 amino acids.
AUGAACAGAAAAAGUAAAUUAAGAGUUUCUGUUAUUGUUCCAGUAAAAAAUGGUGAACAUUAUCUUGAUAACACAUUAAAAGCUUUACUUAAUCAAAAAUGUGAUGAAAAUGUACAGUUAGAGAUAUCAAUUUAUGAUGAUGCUUCAAAUGAUAGAACAAAUGAAAUAAUUACUAAAUGGGAAAAUAUUUUUGUUGAAAAAAAUUUUUUUUUCAUUCAUUCGAAAGCUAUGACAAAUGAAUCAGGUGGUGUGGCACAUGCAAAACAUCAAGCUAUUAUUCAAUCAACUGGAGAAUAUUUAUGUUUUAAUGAUUCAGAUGAUAUUUCUGCUUUUGACAGAAUUGAUAAACAACUUAGGUAUAUAUUAAUGAAUGAUGAACCAUUUAAUGUAUUAUUAGGAUGUAAUUUUACCAGAAUUCCAUGUGAUUCUACUGUACGUUUUACAAGAUGGGGUAAUAAUUUAACUGAUGAACAAUUAAUGACACAAUGUUAUACUUCUAAUGGGCCUACAGUUAUUGCUCCAACAUGGUUUAUGAGUAGAAAAUUAUAUGACAAUGUUGGUGGAUUUAAAACAAAUAUCCCAAAAGGAUUUCCGGAGGAUUUAGAUUUUUUCUAUCGGGCAUUAAGGAAAGGUGUUUUGAUAAAAAAAGUACCAAACAACCUUGUGACAUAUCGUUAUCAUCAAAACUGUGCUACUUUUAAUAUUCAUGAGAAAACUAUUUGGUAUAUGAGAGUUAGAGAAAUCACUGAAGUUGUUUUAUCUAAAUGGAAAUCAUUCUCUAUAUGGAGUGCAGGAAAACAAGGGAAAUUACUAUUUCGUUCAUUAGGAGAGGAGGAAAAAAGCAAAGUGCAAGCAUUUUGUGAUUGUGAUGGAAAAAAAAUAAACCGUAAAUUUUUGGAAAUAUAUGAUGAAAAACUUCGCAAAGUGACACAUCGAAUUCCAAUUGUACCAAUUUCGGAAAUCAAGGCACCUGUCAUAAUUUGUGUGAAAUUGGAUCUGACAAAUGGUUGUUUAGAAAACUAUAUUAAUAAAAAGAAUUGGAAAGAAGGACGUGACUUUUUUCAUUUUUCUUGA